AUGUCUUCCGCUGAAAGCAUCCCGCAUCAUCCCCUUAUAAACACGGCUCUCCUCCUUAUCGACAUCCAGGAAGGCUUAAACCACCCAACGUACUGGGGCCUCAACCGCUCCAAUCCGGCCUUCGAGUCCAACAUUGUUAAACUUCUCGACGCCUUCCGCGCUGCGCAACCCGAAAGCCCAAACAUAUUCCAUGUCUGUCACCACUCCGUGCUCCCUAGCUCUCCUCUCCACCCCUCUACUCCAGGUGUCAAUUUCAUGAGUUGCGCCAUGCCUAAGGGAAAUGAACCCGUUUACUCCAAGACUGUAAACAAUCCCUUUGUGGAGACGUGUUUAGCAGAGGAUUUAGAGAAGAAAGGCAUUAAAACGCUCUAUAUAUGUGGGCUUACAACGAAUCAUUGUGUGGAUACGACAGUGCGUAUGGCAAGUAAUCAACAUGUCGUGGGUAAUUAUGAGGGUAAUCGAGACGGGGGACGAUUGGUGCUGAUAGGGGAUGCGACGGCGGCUUUUGAUGGGAAAGGAGUAUUUGAUGCUGAUACAAUUAUGAAUGUCCAUGUGGAGAGUUUGAAGGGUGAGUUUUGCGAGGUUUUGGGAACAAACGAGGUCGUAGAUUGCUUGGAGAGGCUGGCGAAGGAAAUUUAA
Glarea lozoyensis ATCC 20868 is the source of this 639-nucleotide messenger RNA. RefSeq names its product Isochorismatase-like hydrolase. The coding region runs from base 1 to 639 and encodes 212 amino acids. Lineage: Eukaryota; Fungi; Ascomycota; Leotiomycetes; Helotiales; Helotiaceae. The record is from RefSeq and is a predicted model, not a curated record. The transcript has a single exon.